AUGACUCAACCAAUUCCCACAUCGUACGCACCGGUUGCAGAAGGGAAUCCCAAAGCUCCCGCGAUCCAGCUACCCGAUGGCACCGUCCAGACGUCGGCGCUUCUAGUCCCGAAUAAUCAAUCCGCUCACUAUCGCAGCGGCCAUGUCAACUUGGAUACUUUCUCGCCUGUCAAUGAAAAUGGGAGCUUUGAAUUCGAUCGGGUCCUGAAGACUGGAAAGGUGUUUCGUCGCGUGAAGCACAAACAUGCAUUCAGGGCCUCCUGGAAACCGGCAUAUCUCGUUCUACGUCCCAACCUUCUGUCGGUAUACAAGGAUGAGGAGGCCACGAGGCUCCGAGCCUCUAUCACGUUGUCUGAGGUCACGGCCGUUGCGUCGGUCAGGUCCCCCAGAUCCAACCGACAGCACGUUUUUGGCGUUUUCUCGCCGUCGAAGAAUUAUCGCUUCCAGGCAUCUUCGGAAAAAGAGGCCGAAGCUUGGAUUCGACACAUUCGAUCAGAAACCCGCAUGGACGAAGACGAAGAGGCCUUCCUCGCCUUAUCAAAGAAUAGCGACACCGCCGGAAACAACAAGCGCCGCAUCUAUGACACCACCGACCACUCCGAUUUUGAUCAGCGCGGACGACCAAGUUCUCCGGAAGUCGGAGAUUCAUUGUCACCCACUUACCAUUCGAGGCGUUUCGCCUCGCCCCAUGAUCACUCGGGAAAUGAUAUCACGUCAUAUUCAGAAUGGUCCGAUGGCCCUGGGAACAACAACGGCGUUGGCAUGACAUCGCCUUCCAUUCAAAACCAGCCUGCAUCACUUCAUAGCGACGGCCCUUCCUCGAUUCCGCGCAAUGAGUCCGCAGUCCUACGUGACCCGGAGAGAGUUGUAUGCAACGGGUAUCUUCAAUGCCUCAAAAUCAAGGGAUCUAUGCGCCACUGGAAGCGACUAUGGGUUGUGCUGCGCCCGAAAAGCCUUGGUUUCUAUAAAGACGAACAGGAAUACUCCGCCGUCAAAGUCAUACCCAUGGCACAGGUGAUCGACGCUGCUGAAGUCGACCCUAUGUCACGUUCGAAACACUUCUGUCUUCAAAUCAUCGCGGAAGAAAAGUCGUAUCGACUAUGCGCACCAGAUGAAGAAUCUCUUGCAAAGUGGCUAGGUGCUUUGAAGAGCAUUCUCGUCGCCCGCAAGAAACUGGAGCCUGCGCCCGGAGCAGCAGGCCUCCGUUAA
Aspergillus tubingensis is the source of this 1209-nucleotide messenger RNA. RefSeq names its product PH domain-containing protein. Bases 1 to 1209 code for a protein of 402 amino acids. Lineage: Eukaryota; Fungi; Ascomycota; Eurotiomycetes; Eurotiales; Aspergillaceae. The record is from RefSeq and is a predicted model, not a curated record. The transcript is spliced from 3 exons.